AUGGAGGCUGGCUCAGUGGUUCGAGCCAUCUUUGACUUCUGCCCUAGCGUAUCAGAAGAACUCCCACUCUUUGUGGGAGAUAUUAUUGAGGUGUUGGCAGUGGUGGAUGAGUUUUGGCUUCUAGGGAAGAAAGAGGAUGUUACAGGACAGUUCCCCAGUAGUUUUGUGGAAAUUGUGACCAUCCCCAGCCUAAAAGAGGGAGAGAAGCUGUUUGUCUGUAUCUGUGAAUUUACAUCCCAAGAAUUGAACAGCCUUUCCCUCUAUCGAGGUGACCUAGUGAUUCUCGAUGGCGCUCCCACGGCCGGCUGGCUGCAGGGCCGAAGCUGCUGGGGUGCCCGCGGCUUCUUCCCAUCCUCGUGCGUGCGGGAGCUGUGCCUGUCCUCGCGGAGCCGGCGGUGGCACUCACAGAGCGCCCUGCUGCAGAUCCCCGCCUACUCCAUGGGCCAGGCCCGGGCACUGAUGGGGCUCUCUGCCCAGCUGGAUGAGGAGCUGGACUUCCGAGAAGGGGAUGUGAUUACCAUUAUUGGCGUUCCUGAGCCAGGCUGGUUUGAAGGGGAACUAGAGGGUCGAAGAGGCAUUUUCCCAGAAGGUUUUGUAGAGCUUUUGGGGCCCCUGAGGACUGUGGAUGAGUCGGUAAGUUCUGGAAAUCACGGUGACUGCAUUAUAAAUGGGGAAGCAGGUGCCCCUGCAGGAGAAGAGAGAGGGCCGGAAGAGGAGGACGAGCAGCCAGGGGCCUAUGGAAUUGCCCUGUACAGAUUCCAGGCCCUGGAGCCGAAUGAAUUGGAUUUUGAGGUAGGCGAUAAGAUCCGAAUUCUGGGGACCCUGGAAGACGGCUGGCUGGAAGGAUCACUGAAGGGCAGGACAGGCAUCUUUCCUCACCGGUUUGUAAAGUUAUGUCCUAAAACAAAGGUGGAGGAGGCCGGGGACCUGCCACAGGAAAGCGGCCUUGCCAGGGUACCUGAGAAGUCUGUGGAUUGCUCAGAAAACUCCUGGGUACUGGAGGGGAAAGGACAUGAAUCUCAUGAGUGUGAAGCAGAGACAUCCAACUGUGUUAUUUCUGAAACAUAUGCUUCUCCCCUGGAUCAUCUGACCUCUGACUGUGAAGUAAACAAAAUCUCUCCCUGGGAGAAAGACCCCUCCAGGGGGCCGCUGAGAGGCGCAGCCGCAGGCGCAGGGCUCGAACAGCCUCUCGCCAAAGACUCCACGCAGGAUCCUUCAGAGGUGGUCAAUGGUGUUUCCUCCCAACUGCAGAAAAAACAGUAUUAUUCCAGAGCAGGAGGGAGCCACCCAAGCUCAGAGCAGUUCUCUGACCCUUUUCCUCUAGAAGCAAGGACUAGAGACUAUUCCAGCCUGCCUUCCAGAAAAACAUGCUCCCAGCCGAAAACCCUUCCGAAGCGAGCCUCUCCUGCGCGCAGCAGCUCUUCUCCCUCAGCUCCGCGGGCGGUCAGACCUCGCCAGCCCAGCCCUCCGCCCCAGGGCACAGCAAGGCAUACCAGAAAGCACCACCCACCCCAAGAGAACAGUGCCUCCCACUUCUGUUCAGAGACGAAGCCUGGUCUGCCGGACAAGGCGCCAGCCAUGGAGGCGUUGGCCCCUCCACAGGGAGACGGCCACAUUGACCUGGAUUCGAAGUUGACACAACAGCUGAUAGAGUUUGAGAAGAGCUUGUCAGGGUCCGGCACAGAACCAGAUAAAAUGCUGCGGCAUUUUUCAAUCCUUGACUUUAGCUCGGAGAAGGACAUUGUCCGUGGUUUCUCAAAGCCAAUCAGCCAGCAGGAGCUGCCUGAGAGGAGAAAGGCCCUAAGGCCACCGCCACCCCGUCCCUGUACUCCAGUCCCCACUUCUCCCCAUUUGCUGGUGGACCAGAACCUGAAACCUGAGCCGCCCUUGGCGGUGCGGCCCUCGCGCCCAGCUCCCCUGCCGCCCCCAUCACAGCAGAGACCGAACGCGGUGCCACCCAAGCUAACCUACAGCCGGCCCAGCUGUGAGCCCCUGGAAAAGGAGGCCCCUGAGAGUACGGAAAAGACUUUGGGCCAAACUUCCCAUUGUCCAUUAGUACUGGCGAGAAUUCGGGAAAUAGAACAUGACUUGGAUAUGUACAGCAGGGCUCAAGAAGAGCUAAACUUAAUGCUGGAGAAGCAAGAGGAGUCCUUAAGGGCAGAGACCCUUGAGAAUCUUGAAUUCUACGAGAGACACAUCGAAACUUUGAAUAUGGAAGUCCAGCAACUUAGAGAAAUGACGCUCCUCUCCUCCCAGUCUUCGUCUCCGGUGGCUCCUCCUGGGCCCGUGUCCACUGAAAACCCGGAGCAGAGGAUGCUGGAGAAGAGAGCCAAGGUGGUAGAAGAACUUCAUCAGACGGAACGAGACUACAUUCGGGAUCUGGAGAUGUGCAUUGAGCGGAUCAUGGUACCCCUGCAGCAGGCACAGAUACCAAACAUUGAUUUUGAGGGACUUUUUGGAAAUAUGCAGAUGGUGAUAAAGGUCUCAAAGCAAUUAUUGGCCGAUCUGGAAAUCAGCGAUGCUGUAGGAGCUGUGUUCCUUGAUCACCGCGAUGAGCUUGAGGGAACAUACAAGGUUUACUGCCAGAAUCACGAUGAGGCCAUCUCGCUGCUGGACAUCUACGAGAAGGACGAGAAGAUCCAGAAGCAUCUCCAGGACUCGUUGGCAGAGCUUAAGAGCCUGUACAACGAAUGGGGAUGCACAAAUUAUAUUAACCUGGGCUCCUUCCUCAUCAAACCUGUACAGCGAGUAAUGCGUUACCCACUGCUGCUGAUGGAGCUACUGAAUUCCACCCCAGAAUCCCACCCGGAUAAAGGGCCUUUGACCAAUGCAGUCCUUGCAGUCAAGGAAAUCAACGUCAACAUUAAUGAAUAUAAACGUCGAAAGGAUUUGGUUCUCAAGUACCGGAAGGGCGAUGAAGAUAGCCUCAUGGAGAAGAUUUCUAAACUGAACAUCCACUCCAUCAUCAAGAAAUCCAACCGAGUUAGCAGUCACCUGAAGCACCUCACCGGCUUUGCUCCACAGAUAAAAGAUGAAGCAUUUGAAGAAACAGAAAAGAACUUCCGCAUGCAAGAAAGGUUGAUCAAAUCGUUUAUCCGAGACCUGUCCCUCUACCUCCAGCACAUCCGGGAGUCGGCCUGUGUGAAAGUGGUGGCCGCUGCCAGCAUGUGGGACGUGUGCAUGGAGAAGGGACACAAGGACUUGGAGCAGUUCGAGAAGGUGCAUCGCUACAUCAGUGACCAGCUCUUCACAAAUUUUAAGGAGAGGACAGAGCGGCUUGUCAUCUCCCCCCUGAAUCAGUUACUGAGCAUGUUUACAGGGCCCCACAAGCUGGUGCAGAAGCGCUUUGACAAGCUGCUGGACUUCUACAACUGCACAGAACGGGCGGAGAAGCUGAAGGACAAGAAGACUCUGGAGGAGCUGCAGUCAGCCCGGAACAACUACGAGGCCCUGAACGCGCAGCUGCUGGAUGAGCUGCCCAAGUUCCACCAGUUGGCCCAGGGCCUCUUCACCAACUGCAUUCACGGCUACGCCGAGGCCCACUGCGACUUCGUGCGCCGGGCUCUGGAGCAGCUGGAGCCGCUGCUCUCGUUACUGAAAGUCGCCGGCAGAGAGGGAAACCUCAUUGCCGUCUUCCAUGAAGAGCACAGCAGAGUUCUGCAGCAACUCCAGGUUUUCACCUUCUUCCCAGAGGCUCUUCCAGCCACCAAGAGGCCAUUUGAGAGGAAGACCAUGGACCGGCAGUCUGCCCGGAAGCCGCUCCUGGGCCUGCCAAGUUACAUGCUGCAGUCGGAAGAGCUGCGGGCCUCUCUCCUGGCAAGGUAUCCCCCAGAGAAGCUCUUCCUCGCAGACCGGAACUUCAACGCUGCCCAGGACCUGGAUGUCUCGCUUCUGGAAGGCGACUUGGUGGGCGUGAUCAAGAAGAAGGACCCCAUGGGCAGUCCGAACCGCUGGCUGAUUGACAAUGGAGUCACCAAAGGCUUUGUGUACAGCUCCUUCCUGAAGCCCUACAACGCCCGUCGCAGCCACUCCGACGUCUCUGUCGGCAGCCACUCCUCCACCGAGUCAGAGCACAGCGGCUCCUCCCCGAGGGUCCCCCGGCAGAACAGCAGCAGCACCUUGACCUUCAACCCCAGCAGCAUGGCUGUCUCCUUCACAUCCGGGCCUAGCCGAAAACAGCCUCAAGAUACAUUUUCAUCGAAGGAACUUGACCAAGGAGCUCUUGACGCUUCCUUAAACGUGGGGAGUCCAGAGAGCAGUCCUUCCAGCUGCCCUUCCGACCCGAGCUCCACCUCCCAGCCCAGGCCCUGGGACUCCGCAGAUGUGGCCCGAGACGUGGACCAGCCUGCCCCCGCCCCGAGGAGCUACCGAAGCUCCAGGCAUCCAGAAACGGCUGCCUGCUCCGUCCCAGGGCGAAACGGGCAGGGGAAGGACCUCGUCAAAGGAUGUGCAAGAACGGCCCAGUCUCCGGAAGACAGACACGAGCCAGAAAGCAGUGAGGCCGAAGGCAACCAGGUCUAUUUUGCUGUCUAUACCUUCAAAGCACGGAACCCAAAUGAGCUGAGUGUGUCAGUCAAUCAGAGACUGAAGAUCCUGGACUUUAAAGAUGUGACAGGGAACACAGAAUGGUGGCUGGCCGAAGUUAGUGGGAAGAAGGGCUACGUUCCGUCCAAUUAUAUUCGCAAAACUGAGUACACCUGAGCUGGUCCGCUUCCCACUCGGCCUGCUGCCCACACCUCCUGCUGGAGGGGCCUGGUGGUCCGCCAAGGGGCACCUGCUCCGGAGACACGGGCCCGUCCGUACUGCUUACCCAUGCCGCAGGGGGCACAAGGCACGUCUUGUUCUCCUCGACUGGGUUCUCAGCCUUGAUGCUCACUAGAAUUUCUAGAAUUUGCAGUGAACCCUAGGGUUUGAAAAUAAUUUCGUGACCAUAAGAAGAGUGGCACGUCCCUCUGGGGUCAGCCUGUGGAAAUGAGAAAUGUCCCAUCAGAAGACCAGUGUCCUGUGCAUGCGGGGAGCUAUGCAAUAGCGUUAGAAGAUGUUGGCACUGGUUGUGCCGUAUGGAUUUUGGGGUGGCCCCAUGCGUCACGAUCACUUGACAGAAACUAGCUUGAUGAAGAGAAUUCUCCGGAAGCCCUUGAGGCUGUGCCCCUCCUUGUGGUGAGGAGUUCACGGAGCUUGUAUCAGUUCUGGUGUUUCAGAGCCUCGGUGCCUGGCGCACACGCUCACAUAUAUGCCCACUGCAGUUCCCAAUCAUCCUGAAAACACUACCUUGUGUGAUCUUUUCCUUCUUUUGCUGCAUUUCCAGAUUGGUUGUGCAACGUUGGACUGCUUUCUUUCUCCUUUUGAAAAGCAUUUAGUGUCUUUAUUUUUCUUCGAUCUUUAUCCGAAAGGUUCUUGUUUCUUUGAGGUGCAGUCGUCUACACCUUUCUGCCAGUUCAUCCCUACUGUAUUCAGCCUGUGUGUGAUCAUCUCUCUGGGCCCUCUCUUCUGCUGCCCAAUAACUGAUAGAUUUUCUGAGAACAGGGUCAGAGCUCCAGCCAUUCUGUUAAAAGGAUUUGCUCUAGCCCUGGUCAGUGUGACUCAGAGGUUAGAGUGU
Molossus molossus (Pallas's mastiff bat) is the source of this 5599-nucleotide messenger RNA. RefSeq names its product dynamin binding protein (gene DNMBP). Lineage: Eukaryota; Metazoa; Chordata; Mammalia; Chiroptera; Molossidae. Gene Ontology annotation, cellular component: cytoplasm. Gene Ontology annotation, molecular function: protein binding; guanyl-nucleotide exchange factor activity. The transcript has 16 exons. The coding region runs from base 1 to 4701 and encodes 1566 amino acids. The record is from RefSeq and is a predicted model, not a curated record. Gene Ontology annotation, biological process: intracellular signal transduction.